This is a messenger RNA of Schistocerca americana (American grasshopper), 1226 nucleotides long. RefSeq names its product phospholipase A1-like. Lineage: Eukaryota; Metazoa; Arthropoda; Insecta; Orthoptera; Acrididae. Gene Ontology annotation, biological process: lipid metabolic process. The coding region runs from base 65 to 1060 and encodes 331 amino acids. The record is from RefSeq and is a predicted model, not a curated record. The transcript has 7 exons. Gene Ontology annotation, molecular function: lipase activity.
AGUUACCGCAGUUCAUGUUUUCCUUUAAGAGCAGAUUUAGUGCUUGAAAUUCAAAGAAUUCAUCAUGCUAUUUUUCCGUAUUUUGUUCUUCACUGGUGUCACAAUUGCUUCAGCAAAAAGGACCAGGACAUGGUAUUUGAUGCCAGAUGAUGGAGGACAUGGAAUUCAUCUUGUGAAUAUGCUACAUAGUGCCCAACAAAAUGAUGUACCUAGUAUUGAGUCCAAUGUUACACUUUAUCUCUAUACAAGGAAUAAUGAUACAAGUGUCAUUGACUGUGAUAACAUUGGAGGCUUUGACUCCAAAUGGCCUACUGUGGUGCUCGCCCAUGGUUGGAUGAGUAAAAGUAGUGAUCUGGACCACAUAAAGAAUGCAUAUUUGACAGCAGGUGAUUAUAAUGUUAUUUCUAUAGACUGGUCACCUAUUGCAAGCAAUGCAGCAUAUGAUCAAGUACGAGAGGAUCUAGUCAUUGUUGGUCAGUUUGUGGCAAAAUUUGUGGAUUGUUUAGUAGAGAUACAUGGCCUGAACUUGUCAAGAACUCACUUGGUUGGUCAUAGUCUGGGUGCCCAUGUUGUUGGUGUGAUUGGAGGGUCAUUAUCACAGCAGAAUAAAGUGGCACUCAUCACAGGAUUAGACCCAGCAGGGCCUGGAUAUGAUGAUAAUGAAAACCCAGGAAAUGAGAAGAUGCUGGACCAAGAAGAUGCAGAGUUCGUCCAGGUCAUCCAUACAAAUGCUGGUGUUCUAGGAUAUAAAUAUACCCUGGGAGAUGCAGACUUCUUUCCAAAUGGAGGUUCAGAGCAACCAGGCUGUGCUACUGACGAUUAUGGAGCCUGUUCACAUGGCAGGUCUACACUAUAUUUUGCUGAAUCUGUCACAUCUGCUUCAGCCUUCAUUGGUUACCAGUGUGACAGUUGGGACACAUGUACCAACUGUAAUGGAAAACUGUCGGCUGUCAUGGGAGCGCACGUUGACCCCAGCACUACCACAGGAGUAUACUACUUGAGUACUGCCAGUUCAUCACCAUAUGGGCUUGGUGUGCAAGGAUGUCCACAGGUUAUGUGAAGAAGAGACACAUCAUAGAAUGAGCAGGAAAAGUAGUUGCUGCAACACUUGACUGUUAGAGAUUGUUGCUGGAUAUGCAGUUUAUUGCAUAAAAUACUGUCAAACAUGAAGAAUAACAUAAACUAAUAAACUUUUGUGGAAAAACUUCUGCUCCUACAAAUUAUGU